AUGAGAAUAAACACAAUAAAUCAUCACGUAGCAGAAUCUAUCUAUCUAUCUAUCUAUCUAUCUAUCUAUCUAUCUAUCUAUCUAUCUAUGUCUCGUCACAUUCUAUCUCAGUCUCUUUACAAUCUAUCUAUCUAUCUAUCUUCAUAUUAUAUCUACCUAGUGGGUAUAGAAGUCCUUAGCAACAAAACACGUAGAGAAAAGACUUUCCAAUUCGCGCGAAGAGAAAUCCUUCUUGACUUUUUUCCUUUCACUAAAAACGUGACACAAGAGUUUCUGAUAUGUUCUCUUUUCUUUCUUCCUUUUAUACACUCGCGCACACACCUAUCUAUCUAUCUAUCUAUCUAUCUAUCUAUCUACUUUUUUAUUUUAUUUUAUUUUAUUUUUGUAAAUUUGCCUUACUUUCCUUACAAUGUUUUUCUUUUAUUUCUUCUGCUUUUUUUUUUUCGUAUUUUUUUUUCAUUUCCACCCCUUUUCUUUUUUCUUUAUUUUUCUUUUUUCUCUUGUUCUUUUAUUCCAUAUCUCUUUUUCCAUUUUUGUUUUUCCUUAUUUUUUUCUCUUUUCUUCUUUCUCUUGUACUCUUCUAUACUUUUUUCUUUUUUCUUUUUCUCUUCUUUCUCCCUUUUCUUAUUCUUUUUCUUCUUUCUUUCUCUUGUUCUUUUUCAGUACAUUUUGUCUUUCUUUUGCUCUUUUUCUUUUUCGUUUUCGUUUUUUCUUCUCUCUCCGCUUCUCUUUUGUUUUCUCUGUUUUCUUUCAUUUCUUUCUUUAGAUUUUCUUCUUAUUAUUAUUUUCCACCCUUUCCUACACUUGUUUUUGAAGUUUGGUUUCUUGUUAAAUUUGAUUUCUUUCUUUCUUUCUUUCUUUCUUUCUUCUCUAACUUCACUUCUCGCGUCCUUUCUUUCCUUCCUUCUUUUCCCUCUUAUCAGUUCAUUUUUGUGUUUGUUUCUUUUCUCGUUUUCUUCUUAUUCUUUCUUUCUUUGUUUUUAUUAUGAGUUCUUUCUUUCUUUCUUUCUUUCUUUCUUUCUUUCUUUCUUUCUUUCUUUCUUUCUUUCUUUCCAAGCUUUCCCUCUUUUUCUUUCUACGUUUGUUUCUUUCUUAUUGGUUCUUCGUCCCUUCUUUCUUUAUUUGUUAUCUAUCUAUCUAUCUAUCUAUCUAUCUAUCUAUCUAUCUGCGAAAGGCACAGCUAUGGUAUCUAUCUAUCUAUCUAUCUAUCUAUCUGCGAAAGGCACAGCUAUGGUAUCUAUCUAUCUAUCUAUCUAUCUAUCUAUCUAUCUAUCUAUCUAUCUAUCUAUCAGAGAAAGGCACAGCUAUGUCCAUGCACAACUGAGCUAUAAGAUGAUCUCUUGCGAUUGUCGGGUGUGUGGGGGUAUCUAUCUAUCUAUCUAUCUAUCUAUCUAUCUAUCUAUCUAUCUAUCUAUCUAUCUAUGUCCAGAUUGGUCUGUCCCUCUCUUCAUGAUUAACUAUUCUUCUCUACACCUACGUUCUCUCCUUCUCAGUCUGUUCUCAUUUCUAUUCCAAACUAAAAACCUUUUGUCGUAG
Molecule: messenger RNA, 1536 nt
Organism: Acanthosepion pharaonis
Lineage: Eukaryota; Metazoa; Mollusca; Cephalopoda; Sepiida; Sepiidae
Source: the annotation of a GenBank genome assembly